AUGGCUACAACAACGACCACAGCUGAUCUAGCGACAGCCACUGCUGCUCCAACCACAACAACUGCUGCAGCAAUGACCACAAAUGCUUCACCCACGACAACAAGAAGCGUUACAACAACCACAUCUGCUCCAACAACUACUAAAGUCACCCAAAACACAACAGGUGCUUGA
Molecule: messenger RNA, 171 nt
Organism: Stegastes partitus (bicolor damselfish)
Lineage: Eukaryota; Metazoa; Chordata; Actinopteri; Pomacentridae
Source: RefSeq, a predicted model, not a curated record